GAAGAAGAAGACAGUUGUGUAACCCCUGUUACAUCAGCUCCGUGGUAACGUUAGGUAAGCUAGCUGUUAUGCAGCUCUGUGGGUAACUAGCUGCUCUGGUUUCAAUGGUCUCCUCCUCCAGGCUGCGUUUGGUUUGGCGUCACUUUAUCAACAGUAGAAUGGGAGACAUGGCCACCAAAGCACAGAUGCCAAACCCAGAGACAGCGCUACCUGGCCGGGCUGACGGCAUCAAAGUCUCCGCCAAACAUGAUGUGAAUGGAAACAGGACUAUUCCGCCCUUUCCAGAGGGGACACAGAUGGUGAUGUUUGGCAUGGGCUGUUUCUGGGGAGCAGAGAGGAAGUUUUGGACACAAAAGGGAGUUUACUCCACCCAAGUGGGCUACUCUGGCGGCUACACUCCAAACGCCACGUAUGAGGAAGUGUGCACAGGCAGAACCGGCCACACUGAGGUGGUGCGAGUUGUUUACCAUCCAGAGAAGAUCAGCUUCAACAGCCUGCUGAAGGUUUUCUGGGAAAGUCACAAUCCCACUCAAGGAAUGCGUCAGGGGAACGAUGUCGGGACAACGUACCGCUCUGCCAUCUACGCCUACACUCAGCAGCAGCUUGAGGAAGCGUUGGCCUCCAAGGAUCAGUACCAGAAGGUUCUUGCAGAGGAAGGUUUUGGUUCAAUUACAACAGAAAUCACUGAAGCCAAACCGUUUUAUUACGCUGAGGAUUACCACCAGCAGUACCUGAGCAAAAACCCACAUGGAUACUGCGGCCUGGGCGGGACAGGAGUCACCUGUCCAAUCGGACUCGGCAAAAAGUCCUGAGAAAUCCUCACCCAUCUAUAAAAUACCCAAAGAACAGCCAACAUCAAACAAAUCCAAAUAAUGUUGUUCAGCUUCUUAUCAUACAUGAUUUUUAACUUCCUGCUUUGUACAUCUGUAAGACUGAAUUCUUUUUGAAAAAAAUUGUGAAAUAUCUUAUUUUUUUUGCUGGGAUUAUUUUUAUAAUCUGUUUAAUGAGUUGUUUU
This is a messenger RNA of Xiphophorus maculatus (southern platyfish), 1015 nucleotides long. RefSeq names its product methionine sulfoxide reductase A (gene msraa). Gene Ontology annotation, cellular component: cytoplasm. The record is from RefSeq and is a predicted model, not a curated record. Gene Ontology annotation, molecular function: peptide-methionine (S)-S-oxide reductase activity. The coding region runs from base 105 to 812 and encodes 235 amino acids. Gene Ontology annotation, biological process: cellular response to oxidative stress. Lineage: Eukaryota; Metazoa; Chordata; Actinopteri; Cyprinodontiformes; Poeciliidae. The transcript has 6 exons.